Messenger RNA from Oppia nitens, 1379 nucleotides. Its product is annotated as arylsulfatase B-like. The transcript is spliced from 5 exons. Bases 47 to 1369 code for a protein of 440 amino acids. The record is from RefSeq and is a predicted model, not a curated record. NCBI's taxonomy places the organism in Eukaryota, Metazoa, Arthropoda, Arachnida, Sarcoptiformes, Oppiidae.
GGCCGACGAUUACGGUUGGGCUGAUGUUGGCUAUCAUUCCGAUCACAUGCGGACACCCAAUAUCGACACACUGGCCGCCGACGGCAAAUGGCAUUUGGGUUUCUAUAAGCAUGAAUACACACCGACCUACCGGGGCUUUGACACACACCUGGGCUACUGGAAUGCAGCCGAAGACUACUAUUCGCAUCAGUCGUGCGAACAGUUUUGGGUGAAUAAGAGCGGUCAGGUUAUCACCAAUAAGGGUGUUUGCGGUCUAGACAUACACCGUAACCUAGAUAUGGUCUACGAUGCUGUCGGUAACUAUUCAACCAUUUACUAUAAGCACCGGUGUCUGGAUGUUAUCGAUAAACACGAUCCCUCAACGGGACCCAUGUUUCUCUAUAUGGCCCAUCAAGCUGUACAUGCGGUAGACCUGUCGGAUGUUAUUGAAGCGCCCGAAAAGUAUAUCGAUAUGAUUGGCAAUAUUAGGAAUAAAAGGCGCCGUACGUUGGCUGCCAUGGCCUACAUUAUGGACGAAUCGGUCGGUGCUAUUGUCGAUAGGUUGCACUCAAAGGGAAUGUUAGACAACACGAUAGUUAUCUUUUUGAGCGAUAAUGGUGGCCGACCUCAGGGAAUGACACAUAAUAAUAUGGCAUUCAAUACACCAUUAAGAGGUGGAAAACAGCAUCUAUGGGAAGGAGGUAUACGAGUGCCGGCAUUCAUAUGGAGUCCCUUAUUGAACACCAGUGGCUAUGUAUCCGAUGAGCUGAUCCAUGUGACCGAUAUAUUGCCGACAGUGUUGGAGGCUAUCGGUGCCAAAAUUGAAGGACAAAACAAUAUAUACGGUGUUUCUCAAUGGAAAACAUUGACAAACAGGGAGACAUCCCGGCGCCAGGAGAUCAUACAUAACAUUGAUCCAUGGCUUAAUCAAUCGGCUAUUAUGUGGAAUAAUUGGAAACUCAUACAGGGACAGGAACCCGACGGCAAUGGCUGGUAUGUACCGCCUACCAGUGCUCGGGACAGGGCUGGCAACUUGAAGAUCACCGAUCGACUGAAUAGUAACGCCUAUAAAGUGCUGCGACAAAUGCAUAGACAACCCAACUAUGAUAUGCUGAACGAGUCGACCAUUAGAUGCGGACCAAAACCGGCCAACGCGUCGACCAAUUGCCGGCCGACCAGAGAGCUGUGUUUGUAUAACAUACGGGACGACCCGUGCGAGUAUCAUAACCGGGUUCAGGACUAUCCAGAAUUGGUCGCACAGUUGUGGAAUCGGUUGCUGAAAAUCAAUGAAACAGCUGUCCAGCCGUUAUCGCGGACGCCCAGUGUUGUCAAUAGUCAACCGAAAUAUCAUAACAAUACGUGGACUGUUUGGGGCGAUAAUUUGAAAUAAUUUGAAAUAA